Struthio camelus australis is the source of this 1680-nucleotide messenger RNA. It is a transcript of the gene MC4R, whose product is annotated as melanocortin 4 receptor. The record is from RefSeq and is a predicted model, not a curated record. Gene Ontology annotation, molecular function: melanocyte-stimulating hormone receptor activity. Lineage: Eukaryota; Metazoa; Chordata; Aves; Struthioniformes; Struthionidae. Gene Ontology annotation, biological process: regulation of metabolic process; adenylate cyclase-activating G protein-coupled receptor signaling pathway. Gene Ontology annotation, cellular component: cytoplasm; plasma membrane.
UUGAAAUUAGUUUCUGCUUGGCAGCAGUCACUUGAGGAUUUUCUCUCUUAGUGGAAGGGAAGGAAAAAACCCUGCAGCAUGUAACUGAACUAAAUGGGAACUGAAUGUAAGGGAGAAUCUGAUGCAAACUUACAGCUCGUUUUUGGGACUCAGUGACAUAGAUAACCAGGGUAAAUGCGAUGAUGGUCUAUGCAUCUAUGAGAGAGUAAACCAGCAUUUCUGAGUUUUUAACCUUCCUUUGUAGUAGCAGUUAAAAUGUUCUGAUCUACGUUCUGCCUUGGUGCUGGCUUUUUUUUUUUUCUUUUUUUCCCCCACUGAAAAGCCAAAGGAGGAUUUCAAAGGGAUGCAAAAAGAACAGCUUUAAAAGCAGGAGGGUGAAAGGGGCUCUCCAUAAGAUGAAUUUCACCCAGCAGCGUGGGACGCUCCAGCCUCUCCACUUCUGGAACCACAGCUACGCACCGCAUGGAGGUGCCAGCGAGCCGAACGCCAAGGGCCACUCCUCGGGAGGCUGCUAUGAGCAACUCUUUGUUUCCCCUGAAGUGUUUGUGACUCUGGGCAUCAUCAGCUUGCUGGAGAACGUCUUGGUCAUUGUGGCAAUAGCCAAGAACAAGAACCUCCAUUCGCCUAUGUACUUCUUCAUCUGUAGUUUGGCAGUGGCUGACAUGCUAGUGAGUGUAUCCAACGGAUCGGAAACUAUCGUCAUCACGCUUCUAAACAACACCGACACAGACGCACAGAGUUUUACCAUAAACAUUGACAAUGUCAUUGACUCAGUGAUUUGCAGUUCCCUGCUUGCAUCAAUUUGCAGUCUCCUCUCAAUAGCAGUGGACAGGUAUUUUACUAUCUUUUACGCCCUCCAGUAUCAUAACAUCAUGACGGUGAAGCGCGUAGGGGUUAUCAUUACAUGCAUCUGGGCUGCUUGCACAGUGUCAGGCAUUUUGUUCAUCAUUUACUCUGACAGCAGUGUUGUCAUCAUCUGCCUUAUCAGCAUGUUCUUCACCAUGCUCAUUCUCAUGGCCUCCCUCUACGUCCACAUGUUCAUGAUGGCCCGGAUGCAUAUUAAAAAGAUUGCAGUUCUUCCGGGAACUGGCCCAAUUCGCCAAGGGGCCAACAUGAAAGGGGCCAUCACUCUCACCAUCCUGAUUGGAGUUUUUGUUGUGUGCUGGGCCCCAUUUUUCCUGCACCUAAUCUUCUAUAUCUCCUGCCCCUACAACCCUUAUUGUGUGUGCUUCAUGUCCCACUUCAACUUUUACCUCAUCCUCAUCAUGUGCAAUUCCAUCAUUGAUCCACUUAUCUACGCGUUCCGGAGUCAGGAGCUCAGGAAAACAUUCAAGGAGAUUAUAUGCUGCUGUAGCUUGAGAGGGCUUUGUGAUUUGCCCGGCAAAUAUUAAACGGAGAUGGAUACCUUACUGUGCACCCACCACGUAGCAGAGACUUCCAAGCCUUCAGAUCCUCUUUCUCGACAGAAUGUGGGCUAUAUCUUUAACAGUGAACAACUCUCUGUCUCUCCCCUCCUUCCCAUGCUUGUAUCCCAUUCAUGUGUAAUUCAUAUUUCUGUAUAGUAUUUGUGAUAUCUGCAGCUUGUAAUUUAUUUGACGGGGAAGAGAAGAAAAGUAACACCUCACACCGGUUUGUAAGUAAGCAAAUAAAUGUAAAGACAAAUGUGAAAUAUUAACAAAC